CAAAAUAUAAUUGGCCAAAUUUGUCGUGCCAACCAAGCAUGAGCUGGCAUGCGAAGAUUGUUACAGUAGAUGCACUGACGUCAGCAGGGAGGUCAUACAAGACAAAACUGACGUGGUGGGCCCAGGGCCGUAUCAGAGCCCCCGGGUCCCAUACCCCGUUCCUCGCCGCUGAUUGGCCAAGUAACCCAAGUUGCUCUGCCUUCGCUCCUAAGCAAAAAGCGAAAGGCAGAGGACGAGGACGACCCAACACGAUGAUCCUGUCGUCGUCGUCUUCCCCAAACCACCAACAGUAACUGGAAAAAAAAUUAAAAAAAUCGCACGACAAAAAUAUCGUCUUCAGCUCAGACUCUCUCUCCUUUCCUGCGAUGCCACAAAAAUGGACGACAUGUCAUUACCAGAAAAGGCCGUAACUACCAGGAAGGUACCUGAGGUCGGUGCUCGCCUUCCCUCCCAAUCCCACUCCCACCCUCUCUAAACUCCCCCCCGCCAGAGCCACCCGUCCGAUGGCCCACGCUGCCACCCCCACAGCCGUCGAUUCCCCAUCCACCGCCUUAGUCCAUUUUCCUCCACCUCCUUGUCGGCGCAUCUCCCCUUAUAAACUCCCGCCUCCCUCCAUCGCCGACCAUUUCCCCCACUCCCCCGACUGAUAUUUUCUUCAAUGGACCCUGAUGACUCCCGAUGUCCUAAACCAGCCCCGGCUCACACUACUGCGAUUAGAACGGCUCUCUCCUCCUCCUCUUCCUCCUCCUCCUCCUCGUCAGCUCAUAUGGAGUCUCUGGCGGGCGCCAGCGGGAUCGGGUUCUCAGUUGUCCUACCUGAGGCAGAGCCUUUCUCCAUGGCUUCCCAAUCCCAGCCGCCUUCGCCUGGGUCUCUGUUCAUGGAGAACGUUGGGUUCUCCGAGCUCCAGUCCUUCUCUCCCGAUGAAUUGUUCGAGCUGAAACCAGAACCCGUCAGCGAAAUACCUCCUGCAGCUCCGAGCAGAGGAGGCGAAGUGGAGGGUCUCGGCCUUCCCCAACCUCUGGGGUGUCUGCAGGGGACCCCGAUUCCUCCAUUCCUUUCCAAGACCUUCGAUUUGGUGGAUGACCCGUUGCUGGACCCGGUCAUAUCGUGGGGAUCGAGCGGCCAGAGCUUCGUGGUCUGGGACACUGUGGAGUUCGCCAGGGCGAUACUCCCUCGGAAUUUCAAGCACAAUAACUUUUCCAGCUUUGUGCGCCAGCUGAAUACUUAUGGUUUCCGCAAGAUCGACACUGAUAAGUGGGAGUUCGCGAAUGAAUCCUUCCAGAGGGGGAAGAGGCAUCUUCUCAAGAACAUUCAGAGGCGUAGAUCUCCACAGGGCCAGCAAGUUGGGAGCUUCGGUGGGUCUUCCAGUGAAGCUUCAAGGUCUGGAGUCGAAGUUGAGGUUGGCAAGUUAAGGAAGGAGAAGAGUGCGCUAAUGCAGCAGGUGAUCGAGCUUCGGCAGCAGCACAGUGGGACUGCUCAGCAUGUGGAAACAGUGAAUCAGAGGCUCCGAGCGGCAGAGCAAAAGCAGAAGCAGAUGGUUUCUUUCCUGGGAAAGUUGUUUCAGAACCCCGAUUUCAUAGCUCGCCUACGGGAAAGGAAGGAGCGGAGAGAGAUUGGGCCCCCGAGGAUGAGGAGGAAGUUCAUCGAGCACCAUCAGCAUGAAGGGAUGGAGCCAGAUCCUUCAACUGAGGAACAGCUAGUUGAGUAUCAGCAUGAACAGAGAAACAUUGGUUCAGGUUCCAUUUCUGGGUCUCUUGGUCUUAAUCUGGUUUCUGUGGAACCCGCAGUUGUUACUGGUACAGGAGGUAUGCUCCUUCAAUUUGACACUGUCAGGCCUCAAGAACUGCAGAUGUCUGGAGAAUUAUUGCCAGGACAGGGGUUUGCUGGUAUGCCGGUGCCAGCUGGGCCCUCGAACCUGGGAGAAGGAGACCCUUUCUUCAAGGGAAAGAGCGUAGCUACAGGAUCAGAACAAGUACUUAUGCCUGAGUACUUUCUCUCUUUCCCGGAUGAACUGGUCGACAAGAGAAACUUCCUGGAAUUCCCGGAAGGAGUUGAUGGAAUUGCUAAGCAAGGGGAAGUGUGGAGCAUGGGCUUCGAUGUGGGUCCUGUUGGCCUUCCCAGCUCUAGCAGUGAGCUGUGGCCCAAUCUCUCUUCCUCCGAUGUGCCCGAAUCGGGACUCGCAGGUUCAUUGUCUGAUAUGUGGGAUUUGGGGUCUGUGCAAAUGCCUGGAGGAACAGACGUUGACAAGUGGCCCGCUCAGGAACCGACUUUCGAUGAGCAUGAUAACAGUCCAGGAGAGAAGUAAUAGGUCUAAGAAAAAGGAUCCUAGAGGGUAUCAGCAGUUCUAUGCCCUCUUGGAUUCUGUAGUCCUAGUAAUAGAUUUGAUAGAUGCAUAUAUAUGCCACACAUAUAUAUAUAUUGAAUGAUUAAAUUAGAUAUGCUUUUGAAUCAAUAUGGAAGUUCCAUUCUUUGUUGAUAGUUCAGCUUAUUGUUUUCUCACUUUCAACCAUGUGCAUAUAUCAGUUUCAUGUCAAUUGAAUUUGUCAGGCUGAUUCUUCUCAGUUCUAGUCCAUUUCCUGUCUUUCUACCAGAUGAAAAGUUUUUGAUUUCUAUAAGCUAAUUCACACUUUGAGCUGUGGGAUUGCAGGUUCCUGGUUUCUGGGAUGACAUAAUGGUCGGGUUGACGCUUCGUUUGAGCUGUCAGGUUCAGGUGCAUCUCUCCGGGGAGUGUCUUAUCUAGGAAACUGGUGAGAUUUUCUUGAUCAUCGGGAGCAUUCCCUACCAUUUUAAAUCGGAACAUUUGUACUAGGAUUGUAAUUUGAUUAGUUCGCAGUAGCACAGUGGCUAGAACAGCGAUUUUCCCACCUAAUGGUGUCGAUUUUGAAACUCAGAAGUGUAAUGCUGUGUAGGGUUUGAUUUGGGUGAUUCAAACCGAGAUAGGGCCUCAAUGGAUGAGUUGUGCAUUUUGAAACUA
This is a messenger RNA of Punica granatum (pomegranate), 2974 nucleotides long. The record is from RefSeq and is a predicted model, not a curated record. Lineage: Eukaryota; Viridiplantae; Streptophyta; Magnoliopsida; Myrtales; Lythraceae.